UAACCUGGCUGCAACGUGCAUCACCCCAGAAAUGAUUAAAUAGUCUAAAAAAAAAGAAUCAUUGGGGUAAUUAUAACACAUGCGCACGACUCUUACAGUGUACCAUCAUUAAAAAAAUUUGUUUGAGUCAGAAGUCAGGGGAGAGUCAUCCUUAAAGUGGAUAAGAAUUAAAUUACGAAUCAUUUUUGAAUUUAGUAACUUAUAUUAAAGUGUCAAUAAACCAAUUGUAUCAUAUAAUUAAUUAUAAAUAUAUAAUUAUUAAAUAUUUACAUUAAAUAUUUAUUAAGUAUAUAAUAUAUAUGUGUAUAGAAUUAUUGGACCCUUUAUAAUUUUCACAUUAUUUAAUGAAUAUACCUUUAAAGGCAAAGCCUAAAGUAUCAACUAUCAAUAUUCUUGAUGAUUCUAAAUUCCAAUUAGAUCAUGAUAAUAGUUAUAAUGAUAAUUCUAUUCAAGAAUUUCGACCAUCUCAACCAUCUCAACCAAAUCAAGAUACUUUUGGAUCUCAUCUAUUAAAAAUAAGACAAAAGAAUGAUCAAAAUAUAUCUAAUAAUAAUUUAAAUAUAUCUGGUACAUCUCCACCAAAAGAAUUAACUAAUUAUCGGUUAUUAAGAAGAUAUUCAGAAACAGAAAAGAAUAAUUUCGAUGAAACUACUGGUCAUAGAUUAUAUAAUGAUGGAAAGAUUCGACCUCAAAGAAAUGAAUCUUCAUAUAAUACUACUACUACUAAUAAUAAUGAUGGUACAGGUAGUAGUUCAAAUGUAGAUAUUAAUAGGUUCAACCGAUUCACAUCAUUUAAUAGCAUUAAAGAAAAUAGUAUAACUCCAAGUAGUAGAAGUCGAGCUCAAAGUCCAAAUAAAAUAUAUUCCCGAUCUCAUGAUGAAUUAUUAGAAAAUCCUGAUACAGAUUAUUUAGUAGGUUUAGAAGAUGAAUAUAUUCCUGGUUUAGAUUUUGCUGAUUUAAUUUAUCAAUGGAAUAAGAAUAUCUCCGAUCAGAAUUUAGCCGAUGCUAAUCCAUAUGGAAUAAAGAAAAUGAAUUCUCAUUCUACAACAAAUAGUCAUACAUCAACUCCUCAAAGUAGAGAAGCUUCCUAUUUAGAUUUAAAUCAAUUGCAUGCCAAAGUGGCUCCACAACCAAUUAGAACAAAUGUGGGUAAUCCCAAUAAAUAUUCUUUUACUAAAUUACAUGAUUUUAUGAAAUCUAGAGGUAAAACAAAUGAAACGAUUGAUGAAAGUGUAACAACUUUAAAUGAAGGUAAUAUUUCAAGAAAACAAGGUGAAGAUAUCGAUGUAAAUCAUAAAAAUAAGAGACAAAAAUCAGAUACAGUAAGUACAGGAACUGAUGUUAAUUAUGAAUGGAUUUUAAAUAGUUUACCACAAAAUUUUAAUGAUUUACCAUAUUCUCAAAGAAAGAAAAUGGUUAGAUCAUUUUCAGAGUCAAUUGAUUAUUCUCAAUUCUCUUUAUUUGCCAAGAAUUAUUUAAAUGAUAAACUUGGAAGUUCUACUAGUUCAGGUAAGACAAAUAAAAGUGGAGGUGGGAAUUCUGGUAAUAAUAGUUAUGUUAGAAAAUCAAGAUUAGGAAGUGUUAGUACUGUAGCUGAGAGAUUAUUGGCUAGAACUUCAACCACAGAUUUAAAACUGUAUGAUAAUAAACCUAUGCCACCUCGAAUAAAUGUAGAUGAAAGAGGUGCUAUUGUUAUGGAUCAUGAAUUAGGUAAAAUCAUUGGAUUUGGAGCAUGGGGGACUAUUCGAGAAUGUACUGAUAGACAUGGUACAGUUAGAGCCAUUAAAAUUGUUAAAUCUACUAGAGAUUUUGAUUCAUCUUCAGGAAGAACUCUGUCACCAAGUAGAUCAGAACUUCGUAAUAGUCGAAAUCAUAAUCCAAAAGUAUUAGAAGUAUUUAAAAAGGAAAUCUCUAUUUGGAAACAAUUACAUCAUGAAAAUAUUUUACCGUUAUUAAAACAUUUAGAAACUGAACAUGCUAUUUUUUGUAUAACUAAUAGAAUUUAUGGAGGAACAUUAUUUGAGUUAGUAUCUAGUUGGGGUCAAUUUAAUGCUGGUAUUAUGACUACUACUGGUCCUUUAGAAUUUUCUAUUAAUGGUCAAAGAACUAGAUUAAAAAAAGUCAUUUAUUGUACGGCUCAAAUAGUUAAGGCAUUAUUAUAUAUGCAUGAAAUGAAAGGCAUUGUUCAUGGAGAUUUGAAAUUAGAAAAUGUCUUGGUAGAAAAUGAGAAUCGUAAAGAUAAAAAUAGUCAAGAUUGGAAUGAUGAUUCUAAAUUUAAGAUGAUAUUAUGUGAUUUUGGUAUGUCAAGAGUUUAUACUUCAAGAUUGAGUAGAAAAUCCUCAGCCAGAUAUUUACCAAAUCCAAUGUCUCCAUUAAUGACCGAUGAUGAAACCCUUAUGAUGAGAAGUAAAUCUUCAAAUACUGAAAUUAGAAAACCUUAUCAAGGUGGUGAUUCAAUUAAUAGUAGGAAAUUAGAUUUAAUUCAAGAUGAUUCAAAACUUGGUAUAUCACAUUUUAUUAAACCUCAUGGUCCAUCAUUACAAUCACUUCAUUUAACUCCUACAGAAUCUAGUCUUAAUUCAUACUUUGAAGCUAAAUUAGCGACCAAGAAAGCAGCUGAAGGAAUUGAUUCUGAUUUACCUCAUUCUCAUAUUGGAUCAUUACCUUAUGCAUCUCCAGAAUUAUUGUCUCCAGCUCCACCUCCAUUAGGACCUCUGGCAGAUGUUUGGGCUUUAGGAGUUUUAAUGUAUACAAUGUGUGUUGGGAAAUUACCAUUCCAACAUCAAUAUGAACCAAGAUUAAGAGCUAUGAUUACAGCUGGGAAAUAUAUUAAAGAAGAUCUUAAAAAGGCUUGUUUAUUAGAAUGGAUAUUUAAAGAAAAGGAUGAUUCUAAAGAUAUCAAGGAUGGUAUACGUGAUGCUUUACCAGCCAGUUUAAUGAUUCAAUCACCAUCAUUAAUUGAUCUUAAACGGCAAGAAGAGUUACAACUAUUACAAAAGGAAUGGUUAGAAUAUAAGGAUAAACGGGAAUUUCAAUGGUUAUACGAAAUUGUUACUGGAUGUUUAGAAAAGGAUAUUACAAAAAGAUGGGAUAUGGAAAUGAUCUACGAAUCAUUUUGCCGCAAUAGUGGAGAAAUUGAAAGAUCAUUCACUGCGUAAUUGAUAGAACUUUGCUCUCUCUUUAUUUAAUCUUAAUUCUUAAUGAAAUGUACGAAAUCUUAAUGUAAUA
This is a messenger RNA of Scheffersomyces amazonensis, 3228 nucleotides long. RefSeq names its product protein kinase. The transcript has a single exon. Gene Ontology annotation, molecular function: protein serine/threonine kinase activity; ATP binding. Gene Ontology annotation, biological process: protein phosphorylation; intracellular signal transduction. NCBI's taxonomy places the organism in Eukaryota, Fungi, Ascomycota, Pichiomycetes, Serinales, Debaryomycetaceae. Bases 345 to 3158 code for a protein of 937 amino acids. Gene Ontology annotation, cellular component: cytoplasm. The record is from RefSeq and is a predicted model, not a curated record.